AUGGAGCACACAGUAAGUUCAAAAACAGCACCUGAGGAUGUCACGGACAAUGCCUGUACAAUUUCGUUUGUGGAUUUUUUUGAUUCAAUGUAUUAUGACCUUAUGGCAAUGGCGAAGCUUCACAAGAUGGUACUAUCUCCACAAUCUGAUCCUUCACAGGGACAUAAUACGACUCAGUUUGGUGGAACUCAACAUUUAUCAAUCUACCAAUUACCAAAACGGUCAUUCCCGACUUUUUCCGGGGAUAUAACUGAUUAUGAAGGGUUUGAAGAUCUUUUCUUGUCAAUACUUUCACAUACCCCAGACGCGUAUUAG
Macrosiphum euphorbiae (potato aphid) is the source of this 315-nucleotide messenger RNA. The record is from the annotation of a GenBank genome assembly. Lineage: Eukaryota; Metazoa; Arthropoda; Insecta; Hemiptera; Aphididae.